AGAGGGAUUUUUUUUUUGGGGGGGGGGGGUUUCCAGUUAGAGAAAAAGAAGAAGAAGAAGAGCUGCUUUCUUUUCCCGUCGUUCCGUGCGGCGGUUGCGUCAUCAUGAGGAACGUUCACCUGGACAACAGGAGCUGCAGCGACGGUGCUGGUAUCAGACUGUGGUGUGGUUCUCAGUCUACAGUGUGUCUGCUCUCUGCGGACCGACCUCUGACCUGUGGCUCCUUCACAAACCUGAGCAGCAACACACAAGGAGUUCUGACCGGUCGGACCUAUAACCUGUGGCUGGGUCUCACUCUGGCCCUGAUGUCCGCCUUCCUGAUUGGUGGAAGUGUCAUUCUCAAGAAGAAAGCCCUCCUCCGGUUGGCCAGAAAUGGCCAGGUCCGAGCAGGUGAUGGAGGUCACGGCUACCUGAAGGACUGGCUGUGGUGGGGCGGCCUGUUAACCAUGGGGGUGGGGGAAGCCUGUAAUUUUGCUGCCUACAUGUUCUCUCCGGCCACACUGGUGACUCCUCUGGGUGCUCUAAGUGUCCUCAUCAGUGCAGUUCUGUCCUCCUACCUGUUGGGGGAGAUAUUGAACGUGGUGGGGAAGCUGGGCUGCAUGCUCUGUGUGCUGGGAAGCAUCCUAUUGGUUAUCCACGCCCCCCAAGAACAGGAAGUGACAUCGCUAGAGGACAUGACCAAUAAGCUUUUGGAGCCUGGAUUCCUGGUGUACGCCUCGGCAGUCCUGCUCCUGUGUGCCGUCCUGGUUCUGUACUGUUCUCCUCGGUUCGGACACUCUAACAUCCUGGUCUAUAUCAGCGUCUGCUCUCUGCUCGGUGCCUUCACGGUGUCCUCGGUGAAGGGACUCGCCAUCGUCAUCCACACAGUGUUGUUUGAUGUUUAUGUUCUUGCUCGCCCGCUCACCUGGAUCUUGCUGCUCACGCUCAUCAUUUCCGUGGUAACACAGGUGAAUUACCUGAACAAGUCUCUGGACACCUUCAACACCCUGCUGGUCUACCCGAUUUACUAUGUCUUCUUCACCUCCGUGGUGCUCUCCACCUCCAUCAUCCUUUUCCAGGAGUGGAGGAGCAUGGCGGCCAUUGACAUUGUCACCACCUUGGGGGCCUUCCUGGUAAUUGUAGUGGGUGUGGCCAUGCUGCACCUCUUCAGAGAGCUGCAGAUGACCAUGACACAACUGACCAAUCAGCUGUCCCAGCCAGUGGAGAGGGAGGAGCUUGCAGCAGAAGUUUCUCCUGAUGGCCAAUCUUCAGCAGUCACCACAGCAAGGAGGAGGAGCCAAAAGGAGGACAAAUACAGACUGAUAGACAACAUGGUGAUUGACAGUCUGCCUCCCAUGAGGGAGGAGGGGCCUCGAGUCUUCAUCAUCAGCUGAAGGACAAAAGUGGGAGGAGCCACAGGUUUGAGUCUCAGUGUAGGUUUUCAAAAUCAGACAAACCCUCAAGAUGCAAAUGAGAAACAGAAAAAUAACCCACCGAGUCCACGUUAACCCUAUUUUACAGUUCUUCACUCAGCAAGAAGAUAAACGUGUAGAAACGUGAGCGCAGUCGAGGAAAAAGGAUUUUCUGUGAGAAAAUCAACAUGCAGGGAAUUAAAAUUAGCGCUCGGAACAAAUGUUAGCUCUAUUUUCCAAUAAAUUUAAAUAGUUUCAGUCGAUUAAAGAGUUGAUUGACAGGUUUUAUUCAGUGUGGUUGAAGUAUUGCUUUGACAGCGUGAAUUCAUGUGUCAUUAGAGGGGAAGCUUGAAUCUGAGUGCAGAAGUCAGAUCUCAGAAAGGGUUUAUUCUGUGUUUCACUGGACGCGUGAAGCAGAUACGUUCUCCAGAGCUGCACGGAAUCAAAGCGUCUCUCGCUCUCAGUGAUCACAUUCAUGAAGCUCCGUGAAUUUAAUAAUAUAAAGAGUUUAACAGAAGUAUGUCCAGUUACUUUUGGUCCUGAUAAAAUCUGAGGCUGCAUUCUUAAGUGUCAUAAUUCAAAGACAUCUCAGUUUAAAACCAGCAUUCUGCACGACAGACUUAUUUUCACUGCUCAGAUUUAAUGUUAAUAUUCUGUAAAUUUGCUGCUAAAAUAACAACACACCACCACCACCCCAUCCAUGUCCAAAUAUUUAUGGCCCUGUGUGGAUUUUUACUGUGAAUUUUUGUGACUGAUAAGUUUGUUUGCUGCUGAUGACUGAAGUUUAUGAAGCACAAACACGUUUAAAUAUUGUUUUAAUCUUUUCCGUCACACUGCAGUGUUUUAUUUUUUGUGUUUAAAGGUUUGUUCCAUCCUGGAUAUUUUCCACAGUUUAUGAACACAAACUCAAUCAUUUCAAUCUUGUGUUUUUGCAGAAAAACGUUAUUAUUGAAAUUCACUUUAAAUGUUAACUGAUAAUUUGUGUUGAAAUGUCAAAAAUCAGUGUGUUUGUGGGUUUGUACGAACUUCUUUUUUUGUCUCUGCAGUUGUUCAUUUUCACUCUAAUCUGACUUCAGAUCUGAGCUGAAGAAGGAACCACUUCCCUCCAGUGUUUCAGAACAGGAACUGUGUGGUUCCUGCACAGUUCCCCACUCACUGUUACAACCUGAAGGUUCUAAAAAAAAAAAACCAAACACUUCACAAACAUAUCAGACCAGUUACUGAGCAGGUUUUAAAUCAUUUCUUUAUCAUUUCACUGAAUGAAGAACAUUUCAGUAAAACAAAAUCAGUUUGUUUGUUUUUAAGGACAUUUAUUUAUUUAUGGUUUUGUCUGAUUAUAUAUUUUGAUUUUUAUUGUAGAAUAGUUGUAAUUAUCUCUGAUAUACUAGUUGAUUCUUGAAUUAAAUGUAAUGAUCAAAAUCUG
Molecule: messenger RNA, 2814 nt
Organism: Thalassophryne amazonica
Lineage: Eukaryota; Metazoa; Chordata; Actinopteri; Batrachoidiformes; Batrachoididae
Gene: nipal4
Product: NIPA like domain containing 4
Exons: 10
Coding region: 105-1373 (422 amino acids)
Biological process (GO): magnesium ion transport
Cellular component (GO): membrane
Molecular function (GO): magnesium ion transmembrane transporter activity
Source: RefSeq, a predicted model, not a curated record